CAUUAAAGUUUUAAACUUGAAACAAUGAAGAUCACACAAGUCUUCGUUAUUUGCUGCUUAUUACUGGGAACAGUAUCAGGCUCACCCCAACUACACAAAGCCUCGGAUGGCAGAGAAUAUCUCAUCGAAACAGAACUUAAGUAUAACUGGUAUCAGGCUUGGCAUGAAUGUGCACGCAGAGAUUUCCAACUUGUUAUUAUAGAUAAUGCAGCCAAAAAUACUGCCAUUAUAAAUCUGUUGAAAAGAGUCAUAGGAAAAUCCCAUAAUUUGUGGCUGGGUGGUAAUGAUGAAUUUAGCUCUAGUCGAGACUAUAAAAGACCCUUUUUCUGGUCCGCCACGGGCAAACAAUUUACGUUUAGCUUUUGGUCCGACAACAAUCCAGAUAAUUAUCAAAAUCAAGAACAUUGUGUACACAUCUGGGCCUCUAAACCCCUAUAUCAAUGGAAUGAUGUGGGUUGCACUAAUAAAAUGGGUUUUAUAUGUGAAGUUAACCACUAUAAAGAAACCUAUAAUAAGGAUCUUAAGAAUAAAUGUGAUGUGAUUAAGAAAACCAGUUCUGGAAUUGCCAUUGAAUUUGAUCAAACGAAAAAGCAACAGUUAUCGGAAAUUGAUAGUAAAUUACAAAAUAUAGAUCGUAUGGGUGACGAUUGGAAGAUAAAGAUGCAACAAUUGCAAAAUACUACACAAGCAGCAGUACAAAAACUGCUCGAUGAACAACAGGUGAGCGUUAAGCAAUUGACCGAGAAAAUGCUGAAAGAAGUAAGCGAUUUGAAUGUGGAACUGAAGAAAUCAGCUACGCAGCUAAGUUCACAAUUUGGCGAAAAGUUAAAUGGUUCUUUCUCAUUCCCUUGGAGUAUAAACAAUUUAAUUGUUAUUAAGCAGGGAGGCUAAAAGAACUGGUUUUAACGCUAGUUUUACAAAGAAACUUUGACUCAUAAUUAAGUUUUUUUUUUAAGAAAACAAAUAAAUAAAUGAUCACUAAAUAUUUAAGAAA
Molecule: messenger RNA, 994 nt
Organism: Lucilia sericata (common green bottle fly)
Lineage: Eukaryota; Metazoa; Arthropoda; Insecta; Diptera; Calliphoridae
Product: lectin subunit alpha-like
Exons: 3
Coding region: 25-891 (288 amino acids)
Molecular function (GO): signaling receptor activity
Source: RefSeq, a predicted model, not a curated record